Molecule: messenger RNA, 915 nt
Organism: Helianthus annuus (common sunflower)
Lineage: Eukaryota; Viridiplantae; Streptophyta; Magnoliopsida; Asterales; Asteraceae
Product: protein kinase 4-like
Exons: 1
Coding region: 1-915 (304 amino acids)
Molecular function (GO): zinc ion binding; nucleic acid binding
Source: RefSeq, a predicted model, not a curated record
AUGGAUUGUAAGCCACAGACGUUUAGUGGGACCGAAGGAGCUGUGGGGCUGCUACGUUGGUUUGAGAAGGUGGAAUCGGUGUUUGCUUUGUGUAACUGUCAUGCUGGGGAUAGAGUGAAGUAUGCUUCAGGCACACUUGAAGAUGGUUCCUUGACUUGGUGGAAUUCCCAGGUCCAAAUGCUGGGUAUUGAAAUGGCAAACGCGACUACGUGGGACGAUUUUAAGGAGCUUAUGCGAGAAGAAUACUGCCCUCGAGAUGAGAUCCAAAAGUUGGAGAAUGAAUACUACAACCUGAAGAUGGCAGGCUCUGAAAUUGAAGCGUACACGAAGCGGUCUCAUGAACUCGCAAACAUGUGCACUAACUUAUCGCGACCACCCCAUCAUAGGAUUGAGCUGUACAUCAAUGGUCUAGCACCACAAAUCAAGGGUUUGGUCACUGCAGCAAAUCUCGACAACUUGCCUCGAAUCAUCCGCUUAGCCCACAAGAUCACCGACAAGGAACUGGAGCAUGGCUCGCUACCACCAUGUGUUUCUACUACUGCCUCUACUACUACCGCUACAACUCCUGUUACUGAUAACAAACGUAAAUGGAAUGAUGCGGACAAAGUGUCCAACUCAAACCAGUCACAUAAGAAGCCAGACAAUAGUAUCAACCGUAGUUUUAGUCAGUCGUCCUCCGUUAAUCAGAAUCAGAGCAACAAUUCAAAUCAGGGCUCUUACACGGGGAAACAACCAAAGUGUAACAAGUGCAACUACCAUCAUCGAGGACCGUGCACUCGAAUCUGUCACAGGUGCAACAAGGUGGGCCAUAUGGCAAGGGAUUGCAAGGCCCCACUCCCAAAACAGCAGCAACAACAACCUCCACAGCAACAGCAGCCGCAACAACAAGAAAGGCAGCAGCCUCAGCAGAACUAG